AUGUGGGCCGGCGUCCUGGGCUGGUGGAUGCUGGUGCCGCUGCUGGUGCCGGCGGUGCCCGGGGCUGCAGGUGCCCGGCCCUGCAGCCCCAAGUACUUCGGGCGCGACUCCAUGGUGUGCGUGUGCAGCGCCACGUACUGCGACGCGCUGGACCCCCUGGCGCUGCCGGCCCCCGGCGCCUACGUCAAGUACGAGAGCAGCAAGGCCGGCAAGCGGCUGGAGCGCAGCGAGGGGAGCUUCCGCCGCGGCCUCCCCGCACCAGGGCUGCUGCUGACGCUCAACGCCUCCGAGCUCUACCAGCGCGUGAAGGGCUUCGGCGGGGCGCUCUCGGACGCGGCCGUCCUGAACAUGCUGGCGCUGUCGCCGCCGGCGCAGGACAAGCUGCUCCAGUCCUACUUCUCGGAGGCAGGGAUCGAGUACAACCUGGUCCGGCUGCCCAUGGCCUGCAGCGACUUCUCCGAGCGCCCCUACAGCUACGACGACAUUCCCCACGACUACGAGCUGCGGCACUUCAAGCUGGCGGAGGAGGACACGAGGAUGAAGAUCCCCAUCCUGCACCGGGCCAUGGCCAUGAGCAAGCGGCCGCUGUCGCUCUACGCCAGCCCCUGGACCGCGCCGGCCUGGAUGAAGAGCAACGGGGACGUCCGCGGGAAGGGCACCCUCAAGGGGCAGGCAGGGGACAAGUACCACCAGACCUGGGCCAACUACUUCGUCAAGUUCCUGGACGAGUACGCCAAGCGCAACGUGACCUUCUGGGCCGUGACGGCGCAGAACGAGCCCCUGGCGGCCCUGCUGGCCCCCGCUGAGUUCCCCACGCUCGUCUUCACCGCCGCGCAGCAGCGGGACUUCAUCUUCCACGACCUGGGCCCGGCGCUGGCCCAGAGCGCCCACCGCACCCGGAUCAUCAUCCUGGACGACCAGCGCAGCCACCUGCCCACCUGGGCCCAAGUGGUCCUGGGCAAUGCCAGCGCCGCCCGCUAUGUCGCUGGCAUCGGGGUUCACUGGUACCUGGACGCCCUCGUCCCGGCCCGCUGCAGCCUGGAGGCCACCCACCGGCUCUUCCCCCGGCAGCUGCUGCUCUACACGGAGGCCUGCAGUGGCUUCCUCACCACGCGCUUUGCCGUGGCCCUGGGCUGCUGGGAGCGCGGCGUCCGCUACAGCCGCAGCAUCCUCACGGUCCUGAACCACUUCGUGGCUGGCUGGACCGACUGGAACCUGGCGCUGGACCUGCAGGGGGGCCCCAACUGGAUCAGGAACUACGUGGACAGCCCCAUCAUUGUAGACCGCGGCAAGGACGUCUUCUACAAGCAGCCCAUGUUCUACCACCUGGGGCACUUCAGCAAGUUCAUCCCUGAGGGCUCCCGGCGCGUGGGCUUGGCCAGCAGCCGCAAGUGCCUGCUCUGCGGCCUGGAGCACGUGGCCCUCCUGCGCCCCGACGGCGCCGCCGUCCUCGUGGUCCUCAAUAGGUUUCCCUGGGACACGCCGUUCGGGAUCUCAGACCCCGCCGUCGGUGUCAUCGAGGCUGUGGCCCCGGCCAACUCCAUCCAGACCUACCUGUGGCGGCGGCAGUGA
Dromaius novaehollandiae (emu) is the source of this 1572-nucleotide messenger RNA. Its product is annotated as lysosomal acid glucosylceramidase-like. Gene Ontology annotation, molecular function: glucosylceramidase activity. The record is from RefSeq and is a predicted model, not a curated record. NCBI's taxonomy places the organism in Eukaryota, Metazoa, Chordata, Aves, Casuariiformes, Dromaiidae. The transcript is spliced from 10 exons. The coding region runs from base 1 to 1572 and encodes 523 amino acids. Gene Ontology annotation, biological process: glucosylceramide catabolic process.